Periophthalmus magnuspinnatus is the source of this 2678-nucleotide messenger RNA. It is a transcript of the gene gcc1, whose product is annotated as GRIP and coiled-coil domain containing 1. The record is from RefSeq and is a predicted model, not a curated record. The transcript is spliced from 3 exons. The coding region runs from base 256 to 2595 and encodes 779 amino acids. Gene Ontology annotation, cellular component: Golgi apparatus. NCBI's taxonomy places the organism in Eukaryota, Metazoa, Chordata, Actinopteri, Gobiiformes, Gobiidae.
CAGCCGCUUUCUCUUCUCCACUUCCGGUUUAAAGUGUCAUGGCAGCUGUUUGCACACAAUCAUCUCUCUAUCGGUAAUUUUAUAUUGUUUAUUCUAGAUUGUCUCAUACAGAAGCGACAUUUCAAGUUUGGAAUUAUAACACUCGAGUUCCUGCGUGAUAUAGACAUCAUUACAACGACCAUAGGUGGUGAGACCAGUGGAUCUAGGAAGAUGUUUCUUCUAUUUUAAAAUACACGUAAUCACUUUGGAAGAGCCAUGGAAAAGUUUGGGAUGAGUUUUGGGGGUGGGCCCAGCAGAAAGGAGCUUCUUGAGACUGUAGAGUCCCAGAAAAAGCAGCUUGUACAAUAUCAGACCCGUUUUAGAGAUGUGGUACGUGCAUAUAAGAGCUUACUGAAAGAAAAAGAGGCACUGGAGGCUAGCCUUAAAGUCUUGUCAGUUUCUCAGGAUGUGGACCGAACUCAGCAAAAUCUUGACAUGAGGGCUGAUCUUCCUGAUGAUCGCUGUUCUUUGCACAGUGAAGACAGUGUUGAUACUGCAGCAUCUAUGGAUGUACCUGUAAGUGACUCUGCCAGAGAGGACCAAAGUGAAGAAGAGCAGGCAGAGCCCCCUGCUGAGGCUAGUGGCGCUGAGAGUGGAGUCAUCUCACUCACAAGCAGCAGUGGAAUUGGUGAGCAGCAGCGAGCCACUCCUCCACCAGGCACAGAGGCUGAUCGUCGUGUUGUACAACUGAAGGCUCAACUGAACACUCUCACCAGUUCUCUGGCAACAGUGACACAAGAGAAGUCCCGGAUGGAGGCUAGUUUCUUGGCUGACAAACGAUUGCUAAAGCAGGAGGUGGAAGACCUGCAAGAGCAGCUUCAGAGUUUGAAGAAACAACAUGAAACAGAGCUUCAAACUCUGCAGGAGCAGCUGGCAGAGAGCCGUGCUCGGAUCAUCACACAGCAACAUGAGAGGGGUCUGGAGCAGGGAGACCACGCUCAACAGCUGCGAGAGCUGCAGAGGCUCCUGCAGCAGGAGAGAGCCCUGAGGCAGGAUGCAGAACUGAGGCGCCAAGACACCGAGCUGCGUCUCCAGGAGGCUACAGCCGCGCUAGUGCUGACGUCUCAGGCUAUAGACCGAGGGGCAGAGUCAGAGGCUCACCUAAACCUGUUAAAGGAGGAAAGAGUUGAGCUGGAGAGAAGACUUCAGGCAGCUGAGGAGGUCCAAAAGAAACCUGAUCCCAGAGUGGAGGAGCUACAGCAGGAGCUGACAGAGCUCAAGAAGCACUUUCAGCAGCAGUUGCAGAAUGAGAACAGAAAGGUGUGUGAGGUGGAGGAACGUGAACGUGAGCGUGCCCAGGCUGAGGAGCAGAGAGUGGCAGCACUAGAGCAGCAGGUGUCUGAGCUGUCUGAGCUCCUCGGCUCUGGUGAGAAAGCAAAGCAGAGGGACCAGCAGACUAUUCAGAGACUUAGAGACCGAAUACUUCAGCUGGACACAGAGAACAAGACACUGGUCAUUGCUGCUUCGAGCAGGGUGACCUCAGAUAUCUUUGCAGAUGAAACUCAGCUGGAUGUGACAGCGCUUAAGGAGAAGCUGGAAAAGGUAAAAAAGCUGCUUGUGCUAGCGGCUCAGAGAAACCCAGAGCAAACUACAAACAUUGAAGCCCUAAUGGAUACAGAUAUAGAGCUGUGCAAAGAAAAAGCCUCAACACAGUACUACCAGCAGGAGCUCAACAAGGUGAAGGAGGAGUUUGAACGGUACAAGGUGAGGGCACAGGUGGUGCUAAAGAACAAGAACGCUAAAGAUGGCUCCCAGACCAAAGAGCUGGAGGAGGUGAGAGAUCAGCUGGCUGAACUCAAGGAGAAAUACAUUAGUCUGCGCAUUCAGAGUGACGAGGCUGAGGCCAAACACCGCAAGGAGCUGGAGGAACGGCAGCAACAAUCCAUCUCACUACAGCACAGUCAUAAACAAGAAGUAGAGCGAUUAGAAGCUCUGCAUCGUGAAAACCUCCUUAAACUAGAGGCAGAGCUGCACAAACAGAGAGAGCGGACCAUGGCCCUGCUGGAUGAGAAGGACAAAGAACUGGAAAACCUCAGAGCGGUGGCUUUGAGCUACAGCCUGUCUCCACGAGGAUGUCACAGCAGUGAUGGCACUCGCCCAGUGGACAGCCUAGACCUGACAGAAGUGUAUAGUGAGGAGGACAUCUUCAGCCAGGCCUUGCUGCGAGCCACACCCAAUGAACCAACAAUACUGUUAUAUGCAGAGCAACUGGCCAGAAAGGAGGUGGAGACAGGAGCUCUACGUCGCCAGAAGCACCAACUUGAGGAGGAUGUCCACCAGCUCCAGGCCAGACUCAUUGCUAAUGGAGAACGUCACGAUGAGGAGGUGGCUGAUCUGAGAGAUCAACUUGACAAACUGCUAAGAGACCAGAGUCGGGAGGGUGCAAAUCUGGAGUAUCUGAAAAAUGUUAUCUUUAAAUUUCUAACUCUGCAGGAUGCAAGUGGUCGUCAACAGACUCUUGGUGCCAUCCUCACCAUCCUACACUUCAGUCCUCAAGAAAAACAGACUGUGUUGAGACAGCAGACUGGGCCAUGGUGGAGCACUGCAAAGAAAUAGGCGUCUAUCUUUUAAUCUAUCAGAAAAGUUAUAGAAAACUUUGUUUUAUUAGCAUAACAUAAUUAAUGAAUACAGGUUGGCAU